This is a messenger RNA of Metarhizium album ARSEF 1941, 3759 nucleotides long. Its product is annotated as serine/threonine kinase IREI. The record is from RefSeq and is a predicted model, not a curated record. Lineage: Eukaryota; Fungi; Ascomycota; Sordariomycetes; Hypocreales; Clavicipitaceae. The transcript is spliced from 2 exons. Bases 1 to 3759 code for a protein of 1252 amino acids. Gene Ontology annotation, cellular component: IRE1-TRAF2-ASK1 complex. Gene Ontology annotation, molecular function: protein serine/threonine kinase activity; RNA endonuclease activity; ATP binding. Gene Ontology annotation, biological process: mRNA processing; protein phosphorylation; IRE1-mediated unfolded protein response.
AUGCUGCGACGGCCGCCAAUCGACGAAAGGGGGUCCUUGCAACAGCAGAAGCUGUUUCUUGCCUUCGCCGUUAUACUUCUGCCUUGGGUCCAGCUCGCCAACGCUCAAUCGCAGCAGGCCGCUCGUUCCGUCAUCUCACCACAGCUUGCUCCCGCUGCUGGUGUAGACUUGGGUGCAGAUACCAGCUACAAGGACCAGAAGCGCCCACGAGAGAAUCAUCCAGCCGCUUUUGCUGCCGCUGCCGCUCGAAAUCCCGUUCAUUGGGAAGCGACUCCCAUCAGUGCCGCUACGAUAGAGACACCCAGCAGUGGUCAUGGCAAAAGAUCGGCUCUGCAGAAUCAACCUGUUUACCAGCUAGAGGAGCAACGUCAGCAGCAAGCUCGACGGAGCUCGAAAGACGCACCCUCCAACUCUCACAUACAUAAUCACGACAAGAUACAACGUAAACCCGAUGCGAGCGCCUCCGCAACAACUUUGGCUCCGGAUAAUUCCGUCCGAGCACCAUCUCCUCUACGACGCCAACCUUCUGAGUUGACCACGUCGCAAUAUGCGCGGAGUCUGGAGGACUGGGAAGUAGAAGACUUUGUUCUUCUGGCGACCGUCGAUGGAGACCUCUAUGCCAAUGACCGCAAGACUGGCAAACAACUCUGGAGUCUCCUGGUCGACCAAGCAAUGGUCGAAACCAUUCACCACCGAAGUAACAGCUCCGAACUCGAUGACGACUAUAGCCCUGUGGACCACUACGUCUGGGCUAUUGAGCCAAACCAAAAUGGCCGCGUCUAUGUUUGGGUUCCUGAGCCCGACGCAAGACCGCGAUGGACUGGCUUCACCAUGAAAGAGCUGGUUGAAGUACUCUCCCCCUUUGCCGGAAAUGAACCCGAACCUGCUGUUGUCUAUGUCGGCGACAAGAGGACAACAAUGGUCACGCUCGAUGCCGCCACUGGACGUGUCAUCAAAUGGUUUGGCACGGGGGGUUCUCACGUUGACGAGGCCGAGAGUUGUCUGAGGCCAAAUGCAUUGUACGGCAAGGACGCCGAAGAAUGCAGCGCUAUCGGCACUAUUACUCUCGGCAGAACCGAGUACACCGUCGGUAUUGAGAGGCGGGACGGAAAGCCAAUUGCCACUCUGAAAUACGCCGAAUGGACCCCUAACAACCGCGACAAAGACCUGUUUCACCAGUACCACGUGUCAAAGGACUAUCGAUACAUCUCAACUCAACAUGACGGCAAAGUGUACGCCUUUGACUAUGCACGCUCCGACUCCAAUUCUGUCCCAGCUCGUCUCUUCAGCCAAAAGUUUGAGGCUCCCGUGGUCCGCGUAUUUGAUGUUUGUCGUCCUUGGGAUGCCACGCCGGAUAGCAACCCGGAUCUGAUUCUCCUACCCCAGCCGGUAAUGCCGUCGCCCGACGAUCGCACCUCAAACAAUAUUUUUCUGAACCGCACCGUAACCGGUGGCUGGUAUGCCCUCAGUGGCCGUGCCUACCCUCUGAUUGACGCCGCCCCCGUGGCCCCGGCCUCGCGUCCCGACGGGUGGGAGAGGAUGGAGUCGUGGGACAGCAUGACGGAGACAAAAUUAUCCAAGUUGGUCGGUACCCACUCGCUAGGCACUCAGCACAAGGUACAGCAAUUUCCUGCAUUGCCUGACCGGCCAGCAACAGACCAUGGCAUGGAGGAUCCGGACAACAAGUCUGUCCCUCAACGUGUCCCGGCCGAGAUCGAGGCCCCCACCAUUGUGGACAAAGUUAAGAGCAUCCCACAAAGUGCAGCGACCAGUGUCUACGAUUUUUUCAGUAAUCCCGUCCUGAUCAUUUUCCUCAUUGGUCUUCUGGUCUACAACAGGAAGACGUUCACGAGAGCUUACCAGUUGUGGCUUAACGGACGCAGUCCCAAGGAUGCGCUGUCAUACUUGCUCCCAGGAACAAAACCUGCCGAUGACAAACUUGCUGUUCAAGAUGAUAAUACAUCGGAAUCCGGUGAAAAGCAGUCACCAACAGCCAUCACCGCAGAGGACAAUUCAAGCGAAGCUAGCUCGUCUGGAUUGGACGCCAAGGCUCAGGAUUGCAGUCCCCGCAAUGACGAUGCAAAGCGUGAAGAUGAAAGUGCCGCCGACCCCGAUCCAACGCCCAAGACCAACGACCCGUCUCCAGAGUUGCGCGCCGGUCAAGAUAAGCUAGGCGAUGGUGCUGACGAUAACACGGCCGGCGGCGGUACAGUCGCAGAGGUGAAGAAGAGGAAAGCCCACCGUGGACGUCGGGGUGGCGUAAAGCAUCGGAAAGGUAGACCGCGUGACAGCUCGCAAUCCCGAGGCGAUGAUCCACCAAAUGCCACCGUCGAAGAGGCUGUUAGCAAUGCCAAGAAGCUAGGAGACCGACCUACCUGGGAACCAGAUGUCUUGACAGUUGCCAAUGACAUGCAGGCCGUGUCCGGUCCCAUUAUCAAAAUGGGAAACAUCGAGGUCAAUCUCGAAGAACAGCUCGGAACAGGUAGCAAUGGCACGCUCGUGUUUGCUGGAAAGUUUGAUGGGCGUGAAGUGGCCGUCAAGCGAAUGUUGAUUCAGUUUUACGACAUUGCAUCUCAAGAGACUAGGCUUCUGCGUGAGAGUGACGAUCAUCCAAACGUUAUCCGCUACUAUUCCCAGCAAACCCAAGGCGGUUUUCUCUUCAUCGCCUUGGAACGCUGCGCCGCAUCAUUAGCAGAAAUUGUGGAGAGGCCGUACGCAUUUCAUGAGUUGGCAAAUGCCGGCAAACUGGACUUACCAGGGGUGUUGUACCAAAUUACCAAUGGAAUCAGCCACUUGCAUAAUCUCCGAAUUGUUCACAGGGAUCUGAAGCCCCAGAACAUUCUUGUCAAUAUGGGAAAGAACGGCAAGCCACGGCUUCUCGUCUCUGACUUUGGCCUAUGUAAGAAACUGGAGAGUGAACAAUCGUCCUUUGGUGCCACGACCGGUCGAGCAGCUGGAACGUCGGGCUGGCGAGCGCCUGAGCUCUUGCUGGACGACGACGGUCGCGACCUCAACCUGAUUGAAGCUAGCACUCACAGCGGAUCGGGCUCUGUGCUCGUCCCAGACGGCAACAUGCCGCACCAUCGACGGGCCACGCGGGCCAUUGACAUAUUCUCCCUCGGUCUCGUCUUCUUCUACGUCCUGACCAACGGUUGCCAUCCCUUUGACUGCGGGGACAGAUAUAUGAGAGAAGUCAACAUCCGGAAGAACAACUACAGCCUACAGCUUCUGGAUGUGCUGGGCGAUUUUGCGUUCGAGGCAAGGGACCUGAUCACGUCGAUGCUCAAUGCCAACCCCAAGCUGCGGCCAAGCGCAACCGAGAUUAUGUGUCAUCCGUUCUUUUGGUCGCCCAAGAAGCGGCUCUCUUUUCUUUGUGAUGUGUCGGAUCACUUUGAGAAGGAGCCGCGCGAUCCUCCGUCUGUAGCUUUGGAAGAACUUGAGCGCCACGCCUCUGGCGUCACAAGAGGCGACUUCUUGCGCUCUCUCCCUCGGGAAUUCGUGGAUUCUCUCGGCAAGCAGCGCAAGUACACGGGCUCUCGGCUCCUGGAUCUUCUGCGAGCGCUCCGCAACAAGCGCAAUCACUACGAAGACAUGCCGGAUUCUUUGAAGCGCCAGGUUGGAUCUCUUCCCGACGGCUACUUGAGCUACUGGACGACGCGGUUCCCGCAGCUGCUGUUGGUGUGUUGGAACGUGGUGUACAACGUGCGUUGGGAAGAUACGGACCGCUUUAGAGAGUACUACGAGCCAGCUGGACUGUAA